Molecule: messenger RNA, 2063 nt
Organism: Micropterus dolomieu (smallmouth bass)
Lineage: Eukaryota; Metazoa; Chordata; Actinopteri; Centrarchiformes; Centrarchidae
Gene: uprt
Product: uracil phosphoribosyltransferase (FUR1) homolog (S. cerevisiae)
Exons: 8
Coding region: 780-1553 (257 amino acids)
Source: RefSeq, a predicted model, not a curated record
AGACCACUGGCAUGCUAACGUACAGCGAUAAAAAGUGACUUAUUAUUUAGUUGACAGUGGGACUAUAAUCCGUUCACUUAGCAUACACGGUCAAAUGUAAGGGAAUGAUUUAGAUAAUGAAUAUUAAGUUAGCCAUGUAACGUUAGCUAGCUGUCGUUGCUAAGUUAGACGGCUGGUUGACUAACAUUAUACUUACAUGACAUCGACCUUUGUUGCAAACAAACGAGAAACACCGCACAAAUAAUUUCACGUAACUUCUCUGAAAGUUAGUUAGAAACACUUUCCAUCUCUGCCCUUGCGCGGUGACAGUCACACCAAAAACACAGUGUCCUCUCCAGCCUGCCGACCCCUCACGCACUCACCUGAUAAUUACUUUGGCGUUUUUGGUAAGUCCCAUUUUCAAAGCGACUCUUAUUCCAGAUGUGAUAUGAGCUGGUCUGUCGGAGCAGAAGCGCUAAUUUUCGCCUUUGGAAGUGUAAGCCGCAUUUCAGCUGUACCAACAUCGGCGCCAUGUUGACGAAGGAGGAAGGCGGUUAGUCAACACGCCGGGGACGUCACAUCCGGUCUUCAUCAACGCUGUCAAAGCUAGCAAGCGUGCUACAUUUUUAAUGAGAUAUCAGCCGCUAGUUUCUUCAUAACACGACGUUAUUUGUUGUCUAACGGUUUGUGGAUGUGGUCCUAAUUGGCAGUUGAUAUGCUGUAGCUGCGUGAAUCGGAGAACCUCACUUAAAAACACAAGUCGCAGCCAAAGGAAGAACACGUUGUCGUCUUUGUCAAGGAUGCCAUGCCACAAUCAGCAGCUGAACAAUGUGAGCAGUGGCCAGGAGCACCCAAUGAAGCAAGUGCGAUUUGCUAACAGCGCCAACAGCACUGUGCCUGCGGUGCUGUCCAACUCUGAACCCACUGAUGCCACCAUACAGCCUGACAGCCAAGAUAACCUGGGACCUCAGCUUAAACUGCUCCCUCUGAAUGACCAGAUCCGUGAAUUACAGACCAUAAUCAGAGACAAGACAACUAGCAGAGGAGACUUUGUGUUUUGUGCUGAUCGACUGAUCAGACUUGUAGUUGAAGAGGGUCUGAAUCAGCUCCCCUACUCAGAGUGCACUGUGACUACGCCGACAGGGUACAAGUAUGAAGGUGUCAAGUUUGAAAGAGGCAACUGUGGAGUCAGCAUAAUGAGGAGUGGUGAGGCCAUGGAGCAGGGUCUCCGGGACUGCUGCCGCUCCAUCCGGAUUGGCAAGAUCCUCAUCCAGAGUGAUGAGGAGACACAGAAAGCCAAGGUCUACUAUGCCAAGUUCCCUCCAGAUGUGUACAGAAGAAAAGUGCUGCUCAUGUACCCCAUCCUUAGUACAGGGAACACUGUGAUUGAGGCAGUGAGGGUUCUGAUCGAGCACGGUGUCCAGCCCAGGCAUAUUAUCCUCCUCAGCCUCUUCUCCACGCCUCAUGGAGCCAAAUCCAUUAUACAGGAGUUCCCAGAUAUCACCAUCUUGACCACUGAGGUUCAUCCAGUGGCUCCGACACAUUUUGGACAGAGGUACUUUGGCACUGACUGAAUCGAGGACAACAUGAGGAACAUGAUCUGCAAAUUGCUUUGAGUAUAUUUUGUCUUGUUAAUUUAAAUGUAUCUCAUGUUCUCCUUGUUGUGCCAAAUACUGCUACUUUAUCUCCAGAGGUCCUAAACUGAAACAAAAUGAUUAAUCUGAGCGGUUGUAUUUAUUAUCAUGUGUUUCUGCGGUGUGUGCUCAUGCUAAAGAAAGAGAACUGAACACUGAACCAUAUGAAGAGUUCAACUUGAAUUGUUUUAUUUUGCAUGUUACAACAACUGAUGGAAAAUAAAGAAUUUAUAUUUGUUAACGGACAGAAAAGCAAAUGAAACGGUAUCAGUACUUUUGGUGUUUCAGAGGUGUUGAAAAAGGGCCACAGUCACAUACUCCGACAAUUCAAAAGGGAUCACACUGGAUGUGCUCUAGCAAUAUUGAACUCCUGUCUGCAAACUGGGUAUAAUUUGUCAUCGUCUCAUGUUAUAAAUAUCCUACUUUCUGAUAAAAGGAAAUUGCUUUGUA